Thamnophis sirtalis is the source of this 990-nucleotide messenger RNA. The record is from RefSeq and is a predicted model, not a curated record. Lineage: Eukaryota; Metazoa; Chordata; Lepidosauria; Squamata; Natricidae.
GGCUUUUCAGCAGAACAACAAGUUCAGCUACACUUGUAAAAUAGCCAGUGGCUAUUUAGCAUCCUUGACACUUAAAGUGGUAAAAAAGGAAAUAAAGAAGGAGAAGAAGCUGUUAGCAACUCAUGAGGAAAAAAAAACCAUAUUGGAAGUCUCCAAAGGGUGAAAUAGCAUCACACUGCUUUACCAACAUUGGAGGAAGAGGAGCAAUUUGCCUGAAGCUCUCAGCCCUUUGGUAUUACUAACGAUGGCAUUCCAUAGUAGAACUGUGUCCUUUUUCUUCUCAAUCUGGAUGGCAAAUUUCAUGGCACAACGUACAAUUCUUCUGAAAGAUAUUCGGAUGUCAAACUGCAGAAUUGUGGGUGUAACACUUGUUGUAGAUACGGCUAAUAUUAAUUUUAAUUUUGCUGAAGCAGAACCAGUUUGCAGGCAGCUGGGAUUAAUGCUAGCACACAAAUCCAAGAUUGAAGCUGCUUUGAAACAUGGCUUUGAAACUUGCAGUUUUGGCUGGGUAGCAGAAGGCUAUGUUGUAAUUCCCCGGAUAACUCCAAAUGAAAAAUGUGGGAAGAAUAAAACUGGGAUUGCCAUCUGGAGAAUGGAUGUAGAAAAGAAAGCUCGUGUCUAUUGUUACAAUUCUUCAGAUACGUGGAUUAAUUCAUGCAUCCCGGAAGAAAGCACAGUUUCAUUACCAGAAAGUUCCACCGAGAUGAACUCCACUUUUACAGCCUCGUUUCAGGAUACCUCCGCAGUGGUUGACACAACUCAGUUACAACAAACCCAAAAGCCCCCAAAGUAUCGCGUCAUAUGUGUAACAGAAACUUUGUCUCCCGAUUCCGAACCUACUCCCGAGAAGGAAAAUUUGAUUUUCACUGAUAAACGAACUGCCUUUAAAAAUGAAGGUGUCCCAUUUGGAGCUGUACCUAUCGUGCUUCUGGUGCUUGCCCUCUUCUUCUGUGCAGCUGCAAUGGUUUUAGCUGUCUGCUAUAUCAAAAA